AUGGAGUUACACACGGCGAUUCCACCGUCGCGUUCUUCACUUCCACCAUCUUUCUUCCACUCUCCACCACCUCCUUCAACCCAUUUUUCACCAAUCAAAACCUCACUCCCCUUUUCGCGCUUCAAUUUCUUCACCAAACUUCAAACACCAAUAAGAGGAAGAGGGUUACGACCCUGUAACUAUGUUGCUUCACAAGAAGAUAAUUCAAAUGAUGUGUUGGAUGAUAACAGAAUGAUUGGUGUGUGUGAUAAACUCAUUGGUGUUUUCUUGGUUGAUAAACCUACUCCUACUGAUUGGAGAAGAUUGUUGGCUUUUAGUAGAGAAUGGGAUAGCAUUAGACCCCAUUUUUUUGCACGGUGUAAGGAUAAGGCAGUUUCUGAAACCAAUCCUGCUAUGAAGGAAAAACUUCUCCGGCUCGCAAGGAAGCUCAAAGAGAUUGAUGAGGAUGUACAGAGACACAAUGAUCUUCUGGAUGUAAUCAGAAAGGAUCUGUCUGAAAUUAGCAAUGUCGUCUCCAAGCGCAGAAAGGAUUUUACAAAUGAAUUCUUUGAGCACCUUUAUGUAGUGACUGAAUCUUAUCGUGACGAUGCAGAAAAGCAAAAUGAACUGGCAAAGCUUGGGAAUGCAUGCUUGGCUGCUGUACAAGCUUAUGAUGGUGCAACAGAAAGCAUUGAACAGAUAAAUGCUGCACAACUGAAAUUCCAAGAUAUUAUCAAUUCUCCCUCACUUGAUGCUGCCUGUAGGAAGAUAGACAAUUUGGCUGAAAAAAAAGAACUUGACUCAACGUUGGUAUUAAUGAUCACCAAAGCUUGGGCUGCUGCCAAAGAUUCAAACAUGACGAAAGAUGAGGUACAAGACAUCCUCUUUCAUUUAUACACGACUACAGUGGCAAAUCUUCAGAGACAGGUUCCGAAAGAGAUUCGAAUAGUUAAGUAUGUUAUUCGAAUUGAGGAUCCUGAGGAGCAAUUGUCCGCCCUUAAUGACGCUUUUACACCUGGAGAUGAACUUGAAGGAACCCAUGUGGAUAGUUUGUACACGACACCAGAGAAACUUCACACUUGGAUAAAGACUGUCGUGGAUGCUUAUCAUUUGAGCAAAGAAAGUACACUCAUUAGGGAAGCACGGGAUCUGAUGAAUCCUGAGAUCAUCGAAAAAUUGGAGAAAUUGAAGAAGGUUGUGGAAAGGAACUUCAUGUGA
Messenger RNA from Vicia faba (fava bean), 1197 nucleotides. Lineage: Eukaryota; Viridiplantae; Streptophyta; Magnoliopsida; Fabales; Fabaceae. The record is from the annotation of a GenBank genome assembly.